AUGGUCUAUAAUCCUCUACUUGAUGCUAAUGGUAGCAUACCAUGUGAAAAUCCUGAUGAGGCUGCUAAGAGCAAGCCAUUUGAAAAUCCAGAGAGGUAUAGGAGACUGAUUGGGAAGUUGAAUUACCUUACAAUGACCCGUCCUGAUAUCACCUAUCCAAUAAGUGUCCUUAGCCAAUUUAUGGUUGCGCCAACUGUCCGACAGUGGGAAGCCUUAGAGCAUGUGUUACACUACUUGAAGGGAUCCCCGGGUCGUGGGAUAUUGUACAAGAAUCACGGUCACACAGACAUUGAGUGUUUUUGUGAUGCUGAUCAUAGUGGGUCAAAAGCCACGAGACGAUCUACUACAGGAUACUGUGUUUUUGUAGGAGGCAAUUUGGUGUCCUGGAAAAGCAAGAAACAGAAAGAAACAGAAUGUGGUGUCACGAUCGAGUGCAGAAGCGGAAUACAGAGCAAUGGCGCAAUCUGUAUGUGA
Molecule: messenger RNA, 474 nt
Organism: Neltuma alba
Lineage: Eukaryota; Viridiplantae; Streptophyta; Magnoliopsida; Fabales; Fabaceae
Exons: 1
Coding region: 1-474 (157 amino acids)
Source: RefSeq, a predicted model, not a curated record